Molecule: messenger RNA, 1533 nt
Organism: Vitis vinifera (wine grape)
Lineage: Eukaryota; Viridiplantae; Streptophyta; Magnoliopsida; Vitales; Vitaceae
Product: wall-associated receptor kinase-like 22
Exons: 3
Coding region: 1-1341 (446 amino acids)
Biological process (GO): protein phosphorylation; cell surface receptor signaling pathway
Cellular component (GO): plasma membrane
Molecular function (GO): protein serine/threonine kinase activity; ATP binding
Source: RefSeq, a predicted model, not a curated record
AUGGCAACUAUAGCUCUUUGCACUAAUGUCCCUGGCAGUUACUCGUGCACUUGCCCAACUGAUUAUCAUGGAGAUGGCAAGAAAGAUGGAACUGGGUGCAUACGUGGCAAGCAUCCACAUUUGCUAUCAUUGGUACUUUCUCUAGGUGUGGGGAUUACUGUUGUUCCCUUUAUCCUAAUUGCUACAAGCUUAAGGUUAUACCGAGGACUUGAGAAAAGAGAGAAAAAGAAAAUAAAACAGAAGUUCUUCAAGAAGAAUGGAGGUCUGCUAUUGCAACAGCAAAUUUCUUCUAGCAAGGAAAGUGUAGAAAAAACAAAACUCUAUUCGGUAGAAGAGUUGGAGAAAGCAACAGAUGGUUUCAAUUUAAGUCGAAUCAUUGGUAAGGGAGGCCUCGGCACAGUAUACAAAGGUAUGUUAUCAGAUGGAAGCAUUGUAGCCAUUAAGAAAUCCAAUACGGUUGAUGAGAAGCAGUUAGACCAGUUCAUUAAUGAAGUUUUGAUUCUUUCACAGAUCAACCAUAGGCACAUAGUAAAACUAUUAGGUUGUUGUCUGGAGACUGAAGUACCUUUGCUGGUUUAUGAAUAUGUCUCUAAUGGCCCCCUCUCCCACCAUCUUCAUGAUGAGGGUCAUGUACAUAGAAUAUCUUGGAAAAAUCGGCUGCGAAUUGCAAGUGAAAUUGCUGGAGCCCUUGCUUAUUUGCACUCGCAUGCUUCUACAGCCAUCUGUCAUAGAGAUAUCAAGUCUAGCAACAUAUUGUUGGAUGAAAACCUCCGGGCUGUACUUUCUGACUUUGGACUCUCAAGGUCAAUACCCCUUGACAAAACUCAUUUAACUGCAUUGGUACAAGGGACAUUUGGUUACUUGGAUCCUGAUUAUUUUCAUUCAGGUCAAUUGACUGAUAAAAGUGAUGUUUAUGCCUUUGGUGUAGUCCUUGCUGAACUUCUGACAGGAGAAAAAGCGAUUUCCUUUGAUAGAUUUGAACAAGGUCUAGCAAGUCAUUUUAGAUCAGCAAUGAAACAAAAUCAUCUGUUUGAUAUUCUUGAUAACCAAGUUGUAAAUGAAGGACAGAAGGAUGAUAUUUUUGCUGUUGCAAAGCUUACUAAGAGAUGCCUAAAGUUGAAUGGGAAAAAAAGGCCAACCAUGAAACAAGUUGAAAUAGACCUCCAACAAUUGGGCAGAUUUCAGGAGCAGUUUUCUUGUCAGAAGUCAAUGAUUCAAGAGGAUUUUUCACAACAGCAAACAUGCCAGGACGACUGCACGGUAAGUGAAAGAUCCCAUUCCUACACAUUUGGUCCAGCUACAGAAGAGAUCGUUCAAGAUAUUGAGGUCUUGUUUUCGUAAGGAAUACAGUAUGGCAGCUUGAAGCUUCAGUUGAAUAUUAGGUGGUUUUUGCAACUGAUAUGGGUCAGAUGUUGGAAGGUUAAACUUUAUUUACAAAGGUUGUAAAAUUAUAAUUAGAUUUAGUCACUAAAAGUUAAGAAGAAUAUUUUAUUUUUAAUGGGUUGCUUUAGUUUCUAUAUUUGUGGAGUAGGU